AUACAACUCAACUUUGAUAUAGCCAUUCCAAUUUUAAAGUCAUGGGUAUCAAAUAUGGUUUACUUUUCUCAGUAUUAGUGCUACUUCUUCUAGCACUAAAACUAGAAGCAGGAGGAAUUGUAAUUUAUUGGGGGCAAAAUGGGAAUGAAGGUAGCUUAGCAAGUACAUGUGCAUCAAAUAACUAUGCAAUUGUGAAUAUUGCAUUUCUUGUAGUUUUUGGGAAUGGACAAACACCAGUGUUGAACUUAGCUGGUCAUUGUAAUCCUAGUGUUGGUGGAUGCACUAGGUUAAGCAAUGACAUUAGAGCAUGUCAAAGUAGAGGUAUCAAAGUUAUGCUUUCACUUGGUGGUGGUGUUGGAAGUUACUCCCUUUCUUCUGCUAAUGAUGCCAGGAAUGUAGCAAACUAUUUAUGGAACAAUUAUCUUGGAGGUCAAUCAACUUCACGUCCACUAGGUGAUGCAAUUUUAGAUGGAAUUGAUUUUGAUAUAGAAAGAGGAACAACACAACACUGGGAUGAACUAGCAAGAGCCCUCUCAGGAUUUAGCCAACAAAGGAAAGUAUACUUAACUGCAGCUCCACAAUGUCCAUUCCCUGAUUCAUGGUUAAAUGGUGCACUCUCUACUGGCCUAUUCGACUACGUUUGGGUUCAAUUCUACAACAAUCCCCCCUGUCAAUACUCUGGUGGUAGCGCGGAAAAUCUUAAGAGUUAUUGGAAUAAAUGGACCGCGAUUCAAGCUGGAAAGAUUUUUCUAGGAUUGCCUGCGGCUCCAGGAGCUGCUGGGAGUGGUUUUAUACCAUCUGAUGUGCUUGUUUCUCAGGUUUUACCAGCAAUUAGUGGUUCACCUAAGUAUGGUGGUGUCAUGCUUUGGUCUAAAUUUUAUGAUAAUGGUUAUAGCUCUGCUAUAAAGCCUAGUGUCUAAGAUGUAUGUCCAUAUAGUUGGUUAUGUUGUACUAUUAAUUAAUGUGAUGAAUAAUGUCAUGAUCUCAUAACUCUAAGUAUAUUGAGUAAUGAGGCUGGCGUUCAAUGUUCUUGUU
Molecule: messenger RNA, 1035 nt
Organism: Solanum verrucosum
Lineage: Eukaryota; Viridiplantae; Streptophyta; Magnoliopsida; Solanales; Solanaceae
Product: acidic endochitinase
Exons: 2
Coding region: 42-920 (292 amino acids)
Biological process (GO): carbohydrate metabolic process
Cellular component (GO): extracellular region
Molecular function (GO): chitinase activity
Source: RefSeq, a predicted model, not a curated record